Molecule: messenger RNA, 7325 nt
Organism: Psylliodes chrysocephalus
Lineage: Eukaryota; Metazoa; Arthropoda; Insecta; Coleoptera; Chrysomelidae
Source: the annotation of a GenBank genome assembly
AUCUUAUUUCUAGAUAAUUUUAACAUGGGUGGUGUCGCAGAUUUCAUUGCAAGUUUCCAUAAUUUAGAAGGUGAUUUAAUAGGCGAAAGAAAAAAGAAUUUGUACAAACUAUUGAAGAAACCGUCCUUAUUUUCAAACGAGCAAGAAAUAAAUGAGGCCUUACAAAAAUUAGUUCCUGAAACUUAUCAAGAAAGUGUUUUUUAUUUAGAAGCAUUAAUAUAUUUCAAAAGGACCGAAAAAUUCCUGGAAAUUUUAAAGGGCGGAAAUCAGUUGUUUGCUACCAAGAUUCUCAAGCAACCAUGGUUUUUUGAACAAGCUUUUAAAAACAUCGAAGCAGGCGAAUUGGUCAAUGAGUUUUUGCCAUAUUUUUCAUAUGUUGUUCGCAAAAAGUUGCUUAGUAGAAUUGCAAAAUGUUGGGAAGAAAAGAAGAUGGAUGAGUUAUUUAAUGCAUUGGACAAAUGUUAUGGUCUUACAGAGGCGGUCGAUAUUUUGCAUAAAUGUUCUCCUGGCAAAAUAAUAUCAGUUCUUGAAGAAAAUGAGAUCAAACUGCGACCAAAUCAAGUCAUACAAUUAUGCUCAAAAGGUGAUGAAAUUUUCAAGAUUUACUUAAAUCAUUUUAAAAAGAACACUAAAGCUAUAUAUGCAGAACAGAAAGUAAUAAAUUUCAUAGCUUUAAAUAAACCAAAAUUGCUUAUAGAAUUAGAGAAAAAUGAAACUAUUAUUGUGAAUACUAUAGGAAGAAGGACCACAAAGACCAUAAUGAAGACUUCUAAAGAUGAAAUAUCUACCGACAUUAAACGAUAUACUAAUUUUUUGAAUAAACAUGUUGUUGUAAAAAAAUGUUCCCCAGAUUUUAAAACUGUUUAUAAAACAGUAUUUCCUGAUAAAUUUAAUGAUGUGAAUUGGGAUAACUGUGAUCUGAUAUACUACUACCCAAAAAAUAGAAGAUGGAAUUUGUUUGUUGGCACCUUCUUGGAUAAGUUUCCACGCAAAUCAGUGACUGAUAUCCUUCCGUCAUUCGAUGAUGACUCGAUAAAAAAAAUUGAACCUCCCAAAGAUGUUAUCCAACAGUGGGCUAAAAUUCUAUAUGAAACAAGUCCAAGUCAACACAACUACCUCAAGUAUUAUCCAACCACUGACGCCAUUAGAAUUAUUAAAGAGAAAAUAUCUGUUACUUCUGAUAAGUAUAAACGGCGUACAUUGGUGGAAUUGUUGUUGGAAACGUGCGCAGAUAAUAAAGAUAUGGAUUUACUUGAAGAGGUAUUAAAAUAUAUUUCAGAAAGACACAAAAAUGAAGAUCCCUAUUUUAGAAACAACCUAUUAGAAAAGAUUGGUAGUCUUUUUGAUUUAAAAGAAUUAAAGGGAACCCACUGGAAAUAUAUACAUGAGCAAAUCCGAAUUCUUAAGCUUCAAGAAGAGUUGUUCUUGUAUGUGGCAUACAAGGUGAUUAUGAAGCACCUAGAAUUUUUAUUGAAAACUAAAAAAGACUACAAAUUAAUUUUCGGCUUUUAUAUGGACGAUUUAUUAGGCGAAGAGUCUUAUACUACUUUUAAAUUGGAAGAUUCUGCUGUCGAAAAAGAAAUAUAUUGUGGAAUGAGCAAAGUUUUUCCAGAUAUUGUUAAAAAAGAUGACGAAAACUACGUAAAUGACGUUAUUAGUCUAAUUUCAAAAUUAAUUUCAUUUAGCUUGCAAAACAAAGAGUUUUGUAUAGAGUUAAAAAAUUACCCGUAUCUUGUUGAACAAAUUAUAAAAUGUUUUAAGAACGACGAGGAAAUUGAACAGAAUGAACAAGAAAUUAUAGUGAAAACGAUUAUUUAUAACGAAACUUUUCCUCAAUACGCUGUAGAUAUUGAUGACUCAAUGAUUUUGGAAACAUUUUCAUAUAUAACAAAAGAACAUGAUACAAGUAUUUGGUGGUUUAAGGAUGUUUUAGUAAAAUUUGUUAAUACGAAAGAUCGUUCUGAUUUAGGAAAUAAAUUAUUGAAGAUGUAUAUGGAGGGAAAUGAAAAAUCUCUCGACGGUCACAUCAUACCUUGGUUACUUAAAAACGACCCAAAAACCUUGGAUACGUAUUUGGAUAUAAUUUUAAACAAUAUUACUUCGGAAGAUGGGUAUUUUUUAGACGCCAAGAUAUUGAAACAAUAUUCGCAUCUCGAUUUGGAUAGGAAAGUGGGAGAUUCUUACAAAAAAUAUUUAGAAACAAUCGACAAAACUGAAGAUAGUAUUAUUAGUAAAUUGCUGGAAGGUUUACUGGAAUUACUUCCUACUGAAGAAUUCAUAAAGAUCGUCGAAGAAAACUAUUUACCUAAAAAAGAUAAGUUAGAUUUGGAAGACGAAGAGAUGCGCGAAUUGUACAAAAUCCAAACCGAUUUGGCUAAAAAAUUAGCUAAGAUCGCAGAACCAUUCAAAAUGUUACCUACAAUUAUGAAGUUUUGUAAAGGCGAUUUUUUACCAAUAUCUUUAGCAGCUCUGUAUAGCGCUUUUUAUAAGUCGCCUCAAAGAAUUUUAUAUCCUUUUAUAGAACGACUGAGUAAACAAGCUGUUUCUGCAAGAAAACAUGCCAUAUUCCUAAGCUGCGCUGUUUUAGAUAAAGAACACACUAUUAACUUCUUGAUGACCAGGAACGAACACAACGUCUCUAGUCAAAAAUAUAUGUUCUCAGCAACUUUGAAAUAUUUCGUCAAGAACCCUUCUCAAGAGUUAUUGGAUAAAGUUAUCGAAAAUAUGAGUACGAUCGAUAAAAACGAUACAGAAACUUUAGAUAGUUUGAACAGCGUUCACAUUCCAACGAAAUACAGACAUACAUAUAUCGAAAAGUGUUGGAAAUGUUUUGAAAACUUACAAUCAUUAUCCGGGAUCAAAGUGAAAGAAUAUCUCGAAAAAUUACUAGAUUACAUGUGUAAAGAGAUAUUGGUAACUUUAUCGAAAGAAUUCGUUUUUUACAUUUUAAACCGUUACUUUCCUCUGCAAGGCAACGAAAGAUUCUUAAGAGUUAAUAAUUUUGCUAUUGCAGUUUUAAAAAAUCGAAAAAUAGAACGUGAAGAAUAUUUCAAACUCGUAUUCGGCAUUGUUUCAACAUUUAAGAGACAUUUGAGAUACGAAUUUUUCAAAACGUUCAUAAACAAUGUCCAUCACGAUGACAUUGAUAAAGAUUUUAUUCGUUUGUUUUCUAAUAACUGGACGAAAUAUUUCACUAUAAUUCAAACCCUACAAGAACACAUUAGAAUGAAGUUAUUAUUAUUAAGAGUAGACAAUCCUGAUAUCGAAAAAUAUGCAGUUACUGUUGUCGACUACUUGGAUCAAUUAAUUUCCGAUUUGAGUUAUCUGGUGAUUUCUACGUUUAAAGAAGAACUGGUUGGUACAUUGCAACCGUUGGAUAUGAAAGAUAAAUUGCAUUUUUACCGAGCUGUUUUAAAACACAAACAAAAUUCAACUACUUGCAUUAUGAUUAUUCAAAUUAUUGACAAUAUGGAUGAAAAUGAUGAUUACGAAGAUGAGGAUAUAAAGCAAGUUUAUAACGAUAUUAAAGCUAUUUUGCAAACAGUAAAUGAACCCGUUGUAAUAGCUUGCUAUAAAUCGAAAUUAGCUGAUACAAAUUGAGAAUUGAUAUUGAUAACUGCAGUGUUAGAAACCAAACCGAAUUGACAAACUCUUUAUUAAAUCUGAUUAAAUACCUAAAGAUGUGUGAUAUUUCAAACUGGUGCUUAUUUAUAUACAGAUCCAUCCACUGCAUUACGAAAAUUCUAAACAUGAAAUCCAAUAAUAAUAAUAAUAUUUAUUAGGCUUUGAUACAUAUAUAGGGGGGGGGUUAUGAUUGACAACCUGUGUUAAUUAUAACAGGUCUGUUAUUUCAUAAACACACAGAAAUAACAACCUGUUUACCAAUAAAGUGUCUGUUAAAAAUAACAUUACUUGUCGAUCAUAACCCCGAUAUUUAAAAUAUUUUAAAAAGGUUAAAAAAUAUAUAAACAUAUAAGACCUAUUAACACAUACAAUUUUAAAAAGUAGAGACAAUUGAGUUUAAAAUAAAAUAAAAAAAACUAGUAUAGGUACAACCCAGACAGCACACCAAAUCCUUUGGAGAUCCACUGAAUGUCCAGUCCAUGGUAGAUAUCUAUUUUAUAUCCAUGAGCAUAGGCGCCGAAUUCCCGGGGCUCUGGGUGUGCAAGCACCCAGAGCAAUUUUAAACAGGGUGCGGAGCACCCAUAGCACAACGAGGAUAAAAAGUGUCAAUAAGUGAAAUGAAGAUGCCUCAAUAAAAUAUUAUCGUUCGGAGCUGCAUUUUUUGUGAUAAAAAAGUCGCCGUAACUUGUCAUAGACAACGCGUUGAACUUAAGGGUUUAUUAUUUUUGGUGUAUAAAACCCUAUGACGUUAAAAAAAAAGAUUAAUAACGGUCUACAAUUAUCAAGAUAAGAUCUUUGUACAUAUGCCAUUGAGCAACUGCUUAAGGGGAAAAGGGAGAACAUUUGAAAGUUGCUCCCGAUCAAGCACCGUUAGAAAAAAACGUUCAUUUAGAGUUAGAAACAGCUUUCUAGUAUUGCUGGCGAGAAACCAGGUCAUCUACUAAAAAACGCUUGGACCCGUCAAUUUUAUUUUUUAGAGGGAAACAUUGUUUUGGCAGUUUCACCCUCUAAGCGGAAACCCUCUAUUGGGGGUAAGACUUACCAGUUAUAUCUUAAAUGGAAAGAUUGGUCGAAUGAUAAGUUAUUUUGAAUGUAUUUUUACCUAGAUAAUAACCCCCGCUACUAUCUAUGUAGCCCAUACAGUGGCUCACCAAAAGUACAAAACCGGUUUAACAUAAUUUUUACAUUGUUAAUAAAAAAAAAAGGAAUUCUUUGUAACAAUUUUACUUUUAUUCCUGUGGCUUUCAAUUAUUCUUAUUAGAUGACAUUCUUUGGUCGCCGUAAAGUAGUUAGGUUUAGUUUAUUUCGUUGUUGAGUCGGCAUAAAAGUGGCAUAUCAGUGAUAAUGGUUUACUCUAUUGCUGAAAGGGUGCAAAUAAUUUAACUAUUUAACAAUCAACAUCAAAAUCGACAAGUCCAUCGAAACUACAUUUUGGAGUUAGUCUUAACAUUUUGGAAAACUGAGUCAGUAGCUAACAAAUAACGUGAAAUGGAAAAUUCUAUAGUAAAUGAAGCUACAGAGGUGGCGAUUUUAGGACAUGUUGUUCAAGAACCCAUAUUGAGUACAAGACAGUUGGCGAUAACAUCUGGUAUUAAGAGACGUAGUAUUCAGAAGAUAUUGAAAAAACACAAGUUUUAUUCCUACAAAAUACAUCUGGUCAAAGAACUUAAUGAAGAUCAUUUUGAUAGGCGAUUACAAUUUUGUGAAAUUAUGACUGAACGGGUAUUAAAUGAUCAGCAAUUUCUUUUCAACGUGUGUUAUUCAGACAAUGCACCUUUUUUCCUAAAUGGUUCGGUAAAUCGUCACAAAUGUCGUUAUUGGUCCGAUUCAAAUCCCAGAAUAUUUCAUGAAGUGUAUACGCAACAUCCGGAAAAACUGAAUGUUUGGGCUGACAUUUUUGGUAACCGUAUAUUGGGCCGCUUUUUUACCAGAAACUUUAACCGCAGAAAUGUAUCUGGAAUUAUUAGAUAGCGCUAUUUAUCCAACAUUACUAGAGAUGAUUGAAAAUGACCAUCAAUACAUAGCAAACAACUUAAUAUUCCACGAUGACGGUGCGCCACUGUUCGUCAGUAUUUGGAUCAAACGUUUCCAGGAUCGGAAUAAGAGGAAGUAUUAAGUGGCCCCCACAGUCUCCGGAUCUAAGCCCGUUGGAUUUUUUAUGAGGCCACUUAAAAAUUAUGCCACACAGCCAACAUCUCUGGAAAAUCUGCGACAACGGAUAAUUGAUUAAUGUCAUCAAAUCACCCCAUAGAUGAUUCAAAAUGUUCGAGAGCAUUUUGAACAAAACCUCUAUUAUUGCAUGGAGGCCCAGGGUCAGCAUUUCUAGUAUUUACUCGAGUAACUGGUAGGCUUUUACAGAAAAUAAAAAUCGUUAAGAGAUCAUGGCUAGGAAGACAGUAGCGAUUUAAAACUUGGGGGUUAUAAUCUAUGUAAAAAUACCUUCAAAAUACCAGUGAUGGCUGCACCGAGCAUAUAUGGUUGCCAGAUAUCCCGUUUUAGGUGGAAGUCUCUAGCCUAUCCAGCAAUUGCCAGUUAACAAUACUUUUUUUUUUAAGAAAAUUUUCAUAAAAUCAACUUUAAAAUAGCUUUUUAAAAAACCGGUGGUGCCUUUAAGUGAAGUGUGGAUGGUGGGGGGCAUCCCCCAUUUUCUGCAUAGAAGCCGGGCACCCAAAGCGAUUUUUGAAUUCCGCCGCCUAUGUCCAUGAGAUGUAAUUUAUAGACAUGCAAAUGUCCAUAAAUAAUAGUAAUUAUAUAGCAAAUUAUUAAAAAAUUACGCCAUUGUGGCUAAUAGUACCGUUUAGAUAUUUAAAAUUAAUUUUUUUAAGGUGUAUUCAAUAUCCCAUGGACAUCCACUUGAUGUAAUUUUUGAUUUUACUUUCUAAGUAUAGAUGGCGAUAUCACUUUCGCUCGUUGAAUAUCUACUCAUGCUCAACCCGCUGUAACUGAGUUCGAUCGAAAUUGGUAUCGCAAUCAGACUCUAUUAGAGACUGGAGUCGAGAAUUUCCAUUUAUUGCUGAAGAGUCCUAAGGAUGACUUUCUCCUUAUCAAGCAAAAUCAAAGGCAGAGUGUUGAAAAUAUUUUGAGUGUUGAAAAUAUUUUUUAUCUCUGCUAUUUUCUUUCGACGUUAUUCAAAAUCAUUGGUUACUUAUGAACCUCUACUAAAUAUACCCAUAAAAUAUUUUGCUAAAUAUCUUCUAUAUCCUGGGAUAUAGACGAACAUUUGGAUAUCCAUAUUAGAUCCACUGGAUAUAUUGGAUAUCCACAAAAUAUAUUCUGUGGAUAUCUCUGGGAUUUCUUGUAUUGUCUGGAAGAUACCCAUUAGAUAUUUUGCUGGAUAUCCAUAGGAUUUUUUUUGCUGUAGCAACAAAUAUCAUGUUCGUAAACCUCAAGGUCUAGUAUAUCAUGAAUAUAAUACUAGAACAAAAUGGCGUUAUUUAGCUCCAUUAAUGUUCAAAGUGAUUUCACAGAGAUCAUUUUCCUAUUUCGCACCCAAACUGUACAAUAUAAUUCCUAAAAGCAUUCAAACUGAAUCAAACUUGUACACUUUUAAAAAAAGACUAAAACAGCUAACUCUCGCAGUAUGAUCCAUGGUUAUUUUGAAAAUUAAACAUUAUCCCAAAAAAAAAUGAUUGUGCAGGUUUUUAAGUUUUUAAGAUUUUAGAUUAUAGAUUUUAAAUUUUUGACUUUUUUAUAUUAAGGAG